CAAUGGCGGCUGCGUUGCUGGAGGGGGAGAGUAAAGCUCAGGAGUUGCUUCUUCGGGAGUGGGAGAGGCAGCAGAUGAAGUUGAAAGAGCAAAUGAUUGACCACGACACUGAGGACUGGCAGAGUAAUGAAGUCUUCGAAGGUUUAGAACGCAUUGGUGGUGUGGAUUUAUCUUACAUCAAGGGAGAUGAAGUCAACGCUUGUGCCUCAUUAGUAGUUCUCAGUUAUCCAGAUCUUAAGGUUAUCUAUGAGGAAUGCCAGAUGGUUUGCCUGACUGCUCCUUACAUCCCAGGCUUUCUGGCAUUUCGGGAGACACCUUUCCUGGAAGAAGCUUUGAGAAGACUACAACACAAGGACCCCAGUCUUCUCCCUCAGGUUAUUUUUGCAGAUGGAAAUGGAAUUUUGCAUCACCGAGAAUUCGGUGUGGCCUGUCACUUAGGUGUCCUUACAGAUUUGCCCUGUGUAGGGGUUGCCAAGAACCUUUUGCAUGUGAGUGGUCUGGAAGAGAAAGAUUCGCUGAAGGAAAAGGCUAAAGAUCUUCAGAAAGAAGGAAAUGCGUUUUCACUAAUUGGAAGUUCUGGGAAAGUUUUAGGAAUGGCUCUCAAAAGCUGUGAGAAAAGCACUAAACCCAUUUAUGUGUCCGUGGGUCACAGAAUUAGUCUGGACACUGCCUUACGUCUGACUCAUUCCUGUUGCAAAUACAGAGUACCAGAACCAAUUAGGCAGGCUGACAUAAGGUCCAGAGAAUAUAUUCGGAAAAAUGUUAACGUAUCUUGAGAUUUCAAGAAGCAGCAACUAUAAGCUAAUAUUAAAAGCCCAGCUGAAGAUAUCUGUUCCCAAACGUCAGUCAAGAUGACCCAACAGAAAGCAAGAGCUAUCAUGACCAUCAAUAUUUUACCAGCAAAACCUUAAGAUGUUUACAUAAACAAGCCAGCUGGGCUCAGAAAUCACCAAGAUGUGGAGUUGGAAUCUGCUUCUGACUGGGAUACUAGCACUCAAAGCUCUGUAGUUCCUUACCUACCUCAAUAUUAAUGGUAUCAUACAAUCAACAGAAAUUAAGACCAAGCUUGACACUACCUAACCACUAUUUUUGGAUCUAUUUUAUAUAUCCUGUUUUCAAUUUUAACCACACCCUCACCUUGACCUCCUUCCACCUAUCCCACCUCCAUCGCCCCUCCCCCUAGUCCCUCCUCCCUACCUUUUAUCUCAGCCGGCUUGGCUCUCUCUCUCUUAUUCCUGAUGAAGGGCUUAUGCUCGAAACGUCGAAUUCUCUAUUCCUGAGAUGCUGCCUAACCUGCUGUGCUUUGACCAGCAACACAUUUGCAGCAUAUUUUCUUUGUUACACAUUUAUGAAUAAGCAUAUUAAUAUAUUGUAUAUAUUUUUAAUAUAAUCUCUUCUGCAUGUAUAACAUGGGUCGAUACUGUGGGCUGCUAAUUCAAAGUACCAUCUGGGUUAUUGCAUUAUCAGCAUAAAAGAAGAGGAAUAACUCUGGUCCUUCUGGUAAAGGUGUGAGGAAGGGGUGCGAAAUCGGUUUGAACUAAUUAGUUGCAGUAACUAGACAACAUUAGGGUAGGCAAUGGUCUGAAUGGCCUCAUGCCAAAAUUCCAAUGAUUGUGAAAUAUCCAACUCUCAAACAACUGUGUGUAGAUAAAAUACGUAAUUAACAGUUGCUUGAUGGUACAGAGCUUGAAUGUUGAUGGAAAAUGUGAUUGCUUGAAAUUUGGUAUUCUUACAUUUGUCCUGAUCAGGAAAAGACAGCAAUGUGUUCCUCUUCUCAACAACAUUGAGAUCUGUAAUAUGCAUAAUAACAUCUCUGAAAUUGAGGACAGAUGAGCACAAACAUAAAAUAAUAAGGUUACAGAUUCCAUUAAAAAGAGUUGAGAGAAAUUUAAUAUGAAGGAAUUACAGGGAGUACAAGAACAGUUCCUCUUAGAUAGCCUUGAACACUCUACUUUUCUCCGUGGAAGAGUUCAUGUUUGUGGAGCUAGUGGUUUCCCAUUUGGGUUACAGCACACUGAACUUUAGAGUCAAUAUUGGCACACACCAAGUGACAGGGAAAAAUGCAACCAAAGUGAAAUCACAACUCCUUAGAAGCCAUGCUUUAAGUACAGAUAAAUAGGAAUUAUAGUAUUCUCAGGGCAUAAUCACAUCUCAGGACUCAGACAGUAAUUGGAAACUGCAGCUAAUUAUAUUAUCUAAACCCACAAUUAGAUUAUUGCUUUGUAAUCGCACCUGUGUAAACAUUAUUCUCCAUUUGUUCAAAUGUUCAGAAGCAAAAAUAAAAAAAGUUAAUAAAAAUAUACAUUGAUGUGAAUAGUGAUUAUAUAAGGGAAAAAAUAAUAAUAAAUUAACAAGGCGUUUUUGUUAUUCAGUAGAUAACUAUCAGAUGCAGCGGAAUUACUGCAUUAUUACAAAAUGUGCUUUUCUGUGGAUGGGGUGGGACUGUUUAAUACCUAGAGAUGGUGCAACAUUUUACCCGAGUUUGUUUUUCUUCUGGUAAUUUCUUUCGUUUUUUUAGAGAAAACACUGAUCUUAUUCAGUACAGACAAAUAAUUUGUCUUUUUUUAAAAUCCGUGCCUUAAUACUUAGUGCAUUUAAAGCA
Molecule: messenger RNA, 2602 nt
Organism: Hemiscyllium ocellatum (epaulette shark)
Lineage: Eukaryota; Metazoa; Chordata; Chondrichthyes; Orectolobiformes; Hemiscylliidae
Product: endonuclease V-like
Exons: 9
Coding region: 3-776 (257 amino acids)
Biological process (GO): DNA repair
Cellular component (GO): nucleolus; cytoplasm
Molecular function (GO): single-stranded RNA binding; RNA endonuclease activity producing 5'-phosphomonoesters, hydrolytic mechanism
Source: RefSeq, a predicted model, not a curated record